Messenger RNA from Python bivittatus (Burmese python), 2595 nucleotides. RefSeq names its product piwi like RNA-mediated gene silencing 1 (gene PIWIL1). NCBI's taxonomy places the organism in Eukaryota, Metazoa, Chordata, Lepidosauria, Squamata, Pythonidae. Gene Ontology annotation, molecular function: protein binding; RNA binding. The record is from RefSeq and is a predicted model, not a curated record.
AUGUCUGGGAGAGCAAGAGCUCGAGCGAGGGGGCGAGCCCGGGGUCAGGAGACGACCGUUCCUACAGUGGGAGCAACUCCUGUUCCGCUGUCUGGCUAUGGCCAAAUGAAGCCCCCGCUGCCUGAAGCAGAGCCAUCACCCGGGGAUCAGGUUGGGCGUGGCCGACAAAAAAGGGGACCCCUUGCCCCGAGACCACAAGAACUUCAGAUUUCAGCAGGCUUUAAAGAAAUGACUUUGGGAGAAAGAGGUGGACACCGCAGGGACUACCAUGACCUUGGCGUAAACACCCGUCAGUUAAUGGAACAUGUUAGAGAAUCCAAAACAGGUCUGUCGGGGAGUUUAAUAAAAUUAAAUGCCAACCACUUUCGGCUGACUUCUCGCCCACAAUGGGCUUUGUACCAGUACCACAUUGACUACAACCCACAGAUGGAAGCCCGGCGUCUUCGUGCAGCCUUGCUGUUCCAACAUGAGGAGUUAAUUGGCAGGACACACGCUUUCGAUGGGACCGUUUUGUUUUUACCAAAGAGACUGGAAAAUAAGGUGACGGAGGUGUUAAGCCAGACACGGCAGGGAGAGACUGUGAAGAUUACCAUCACUUUAACCAACGAGCUUCCAUCAACUUCUCCAACUUGCCUACAGUUUUACAACAUUAUUUUUAGAAGAUUGUUGAAAAUAAUGAAUUUACAGCAGAUUGGACGAAAUUACUACAACCCAAGUGACCCAAUCAGUAUUCCUAAACACAGGCUGAUGAUUUGGCCCGGCUUUACCACUUCCAUUCUGCAGUACGAGACAAGCAUCAUGCUGUGCACAGAUGUGACCCACAAGGUUCUCAGAAGCGAGACUGUUCUGGAUUUUAUGUACGCCAUGUACGAACAAGUCGGAGAACAGCGAUUCCGGGAAAUCUGCAUGAAAGAGCUGAUCGGCCUGAUUGUCCUUACCCGGUAUAACAAUAAAACAUACCGGGUAGAUGAUAUCGAUUGGGAUUCCAACCCUCAAGAUGUCUUCAAAAAGGCAGAUGGAACUCAGAUCAGCUUUGUGGACUACUACAAGAUGCAAUACGGCCAAGGAAUCACCGACUUGAAUCAGCCCGUUUUGAUUAGUCAGCCAAAGAGGAAGAGGGGGCCAAGAGGUGACUUGGCAGGGCCGACGGUACUCAUCCCUGAACUCUGCUAUCUUACAGGCCUGACUGAUAAGAUGCGAAGCGAUUUUAAUGUAAUGAAGGAUUUGGCUGUUCACACGAGACUCGCGCCAGAGCAAAGAAUGCAUGAAGUUGGGCGGCUCAUUGAUUACAUUAAUAAAGAUGAUAAUGUUCAGAAAGAGCUGCGAGACUGGGGGCUCAGCUUUGAACCCAAUUUGCUUUCCUUUUCGGGGAGAGUGAUCCCCUCCGAAAAGAUCCAUCAGGGAGGGAAAGUGUUCGACUACAAUCCACAACUUGCAGACUGGUCCAAAGAAACAAGGGGAGCUCCCCUCAUCAGUGUAAAGCCGCUGGAUAACUGGUUGCUGGUAUACACUCGCCGGAAUUAUGAUGCUGCUAAUACUUUAGUCCAAAACCUUUUCAAAGUCACCCCAGCGAUGGGCAUAAGAAUGAACAAAGCUAUAAUGGUUGAAGUCGAGGACAGAACAGAGGCGUACUUGAGAACCUUGAAGCAGAAGAUUGCCUCCAAUACCCAGAUGGUGGUCUGCAUCCUGUCCAGUAACCGUAAAGACAAAUACGAUGCAAUCAAGAAAUACUUGUGUACCGAUUGUCCCACGCCAAGCCAGUGUGUCCUUGCUCGCACGCUGAGCAAGCCCCAAACUGUAAUGGCGAUAGCCACCAAAAUUGCCUUACAGAUGAACUGUAAGAUGGGGGGCGAACUCUGGAGUGUUGAAAUCCCGCUGAAACAACUCAUGAUUGUGGGAAUCGACUGUUACCAUGAUACCACUGCCGGACGCCGAUCGAUUGCGGGGUUUGUCGCUAGCUUGAACCAGGGAAUGACCCGCUGGUAUUCACGCUGUGUGCUUCAAGACCGUGGGCAAGAACUUGUGGAUGGACUCAAAGUGUGCUUACAAGCGGCACUAAGGUCUUGGUAUGCCUACAACAACCACAUGCCUUCUCGAAUCAUUGUGUAUCGGGAUGGUGUUGGCGAUGGUCAGCUAAAAACCUUGGUGAGCUAUGAAGUCCCACAGUUUUUGGAAUGUUUGAAAACAAUUGGGAGAGACUAUAGUCCCAAACUAACAGUGAUAGUGGUAAAGAAGCGUGUAAACAACAGAUUCUUUGCCCAAAUUGAUGGAAGACUACAGAAUCCACCACCUGGCACAGUGAUUGAUAUAGAGGUUACCAGACCAGAAUGGUAUGAUUUCUUCAUUGUGAGCCAGUCAGUGAGAAUUGGCACCGUUUCACCCACGCAUUACAAUGUAAUCUAUGACAACAGUGCGCUGAAGCCUGACUACAUGCAGAGGCUGACGUAUAAGUUGUGCCAUAUGUAUUACAAUUGGCCGGGAAUCAUUAGAGUGCCUGCUCCGUGCCAGUAUGCUCAUAAACUGGCUUUCCUUGUGGGGCAAAGUAUCCACAGAGAACCAAACUUAUCCCUCUCGGAGAGUCUGUAUUACCUGUGA